UAUGAACUAAGGGGGCAGCGCUUAUGUUCCAACCGUAAACGGAUGAGCAUCAACACGAAAGAUGUUGAAAAUGGCAGCGCGGUUGAACUGGAGACCACUCUGUUCUCUCCCUCUUUCUCACUUCACGCACCAAAACCUCCGCAAACUAAACCCUAAUCUUCGCUUCCACACCUCACAACUCUUCUGUUCCGCUUCUCUUCAAACCUCACCUUCACCUUCUCUCAAUGCCGAACUCGACCCAUAUCUCCACUGUUCCAUGCAACAGCAGAAGCCACUCCGAGUCGCUGUUCUUAUCAGCGGCGGCGUCGACAGCAGCGUUGCUCUCCGGCUUCUUCAUGCCGCCGGUCAUUCUUGCACUGCUUUCUAUCUCAAGAUAUGGUUCCAAGAUGAUUUUGAGAACUUUUGGACUGAAUGCCCUUGGGAAGAUGAUUUGAAGUAUGCUAAAGACGUUUGCAAUCAGGUUGAAGUACCGCUAGAAGUUGUUCAUUUGACCGAUGAAUAUUGGAAAAACGUGGUUUCAUACAUCAUUGAAGAGUAUAGGUGUGGUCGAACUCCGAAUCCGGAUGUUCUUUGCAAUACAAGAAUAAAGUUUGGUGCAUUUUUGGAUGCAAUUGGUGGUAUGGGUUUUGACUAUGUUGCCUCUGGGCAUUAUGCAAAGGUUAUCCACCCAUUUGCAGAUGAGAUGGAUGGGUCUUCUGCUCUAGAACUAUCAGAAGACACGGUAAAGGAUCAAACUUACUUCCUAUCGCACCUAUCUCAGUCCCAGCUGAAGCGACUUCUCUUUCCACUUGGUUCUAUUCCCAAGGAUGAAGUCCGCAGGCUUGCAGCAAAAUUUGAUCUACCAAAUAAGGAUAGAAAGGAUUCCCAGGGAAUAUGUUUUUUGGGCAAGAUAAAAUUCAGUGAAUUUGUUGCAAGACAUAUUGGGGAGAAAGAAGGUAUCAUACUGGAAGCUGAGACAGGAGAUUUCCUUGGCAAACAUCGAGGCUUUUGGUUUUAUACUAUUGGUCAACGCCAGGGUCUAAAGCUAUCUGGAGGUCCAUGGUAUGUUGUUGAGAAGGAUGUUAAAAACAAUGUAGUUUUUGUGUCCAGAAAUUACUUUUCCUUUGACAAAAAAAGGCGCGUAUUUCGUGUUGGAUCUUUUAAAUGGCUUAGUGGGAUGCCUCCCAGCCAGACAAGUCAGCUUCGAUGCAAGGUGAGACAUGGUCCUGGGUUCUAUGAUUGUAGCUUACAAAUGGAACUUAGAGAAGAUAACUCAAUUGACUCCGCUGUCGUCUGCAUAUCUGAAGAUGAUCAAGGCCUAGCAGCUGGGCAGUUCACAGCCUUCUAUGAGGGAAGAAUAUGCAUUGGUUCUGGUGUAAUUUUGGAGUCCGGGGAUGAUCAAAGUUUUCCAGUAUGCGCAAAAGCUUUGGAAAUUGCAAGAAUGGAAGAUAAAUCAAAGAUUGGGAAACCAGUUAAGAUAAAAUUUAAACCAGAUAACCUGCCAGAAGUGUGUGAUUCCGUAGAAUUGGCAAGUAAAGCAUCAUAGUCUUGCUCCCACAAAACAAAACAUGCAGACUUGUCAAAGGAAUGCAAUUUCCAGAUUCCCUUUUAUCUGGCAUUCAAAAAUUGGCAGGCAGGGGCAUUCCUAUGUGUUAGGAAAUUGUACACUAAUGUAAAAAAAAUAAAAAAUAAAAACGCUAGGUAGAAUAAGUAUUUUUUUGGGGGGAGGGAUGCUACUUUAAAUUGCAAUGCAAGGUGGUAGGGAUCCUCUGCACAUGGUUUAGAAGGGGAAAUGGGGUCCUCUACAGGUCUGAGAAUGAGGUAAAAUAAUUUGAAGAGAGAUGAGAGUUUGUGAGAUAGAUAGUGUAAAGAGAUGUAUGUAAGGGGAAGAAUCAAGGUUGAAGCAAUUCCCCCCAGAAAAUAAAUUGGUUUACUUAACCAUAUUUAUUAAAAUGUUAUUUUUGCCCCCAUAAA
This is a messenger RNA of Medicago truncatula (barrel medic), 1953 nucleotides long. Its product is annotated as tRNA-specific 2-thiouridylase MnmA. The record is from RefSeq and is a predicted model, not a curated record. NCBI's taxonomy places the organism in Eukaryota, Viridiplantae, Streptophyta, Magnoliopsida, Fabales, Fabaceae. The coding region runs from base 62 to 1525 and encodes 487 amino acids. Gene Ontology annotation, biological process: tRNA processing. Gene Ontology annotation, molecular function: sulfurtransferase activity. The transcript is spliced from 10 exons.